Molecule: messenger RNA, 1839 nt
Organism: Colletotrichum karsti
Lineage: Eukaryota; Fungi; Ascomycota; Sordariomycetes; Glomerellales; Glomerellaceae
Product: hydrolase
Exons: 4
Coding region: 1-1839 (612 amino acids)
Biological process (GO): dodecyl sulfate metabolic process
Molecular function (GO): linear primary-alkylsulfatase activity; protein dimerization activity
Source: RefSeq, a predicted model, not a curated record
AUGGCGGAACCAUCUUUCGACGACGACGACGAUUUCCAGGAUGCCGAUAGAGGGUUCAUUGCUGCUCUUGAACCAGGUGUAAUCAGGAAGACGAACGGAGAUGUCGUGUGGAACAUUGACGAGUUCAACUUCCUUCGGGAAGACUGCCCGGAGACGGCCCAUCCGUACCUUUGGCGGCAAGGUUUGCUCAAUUCUAAGCAGGGACUCUAUGAAAUUGUGCCUAGCAUUUACCAGAUCAGAGCCUUUGACUUGUCGAACAUGACGAUUGUCGAAGGUGACAAAGGGAUUAUCAUCAUCGAUCCUUUGAUCUCUUGCGAGUGUGCAGCAGCCGGGCUGGCCAUAUAUCAGAACCAUCGUGGCUCCUCCCGUCCCAUCACUGCUAUGCUGUACAGUCAUUCUCACGGCGACCACUACAUGGGCGCCGCAGGGGUACUCCCCAACAACCCAGACCCCACGAUCCCUAUCAUCGCUCCUGAUGGCUUCAUGGAGGCAGUCCUGAGCGAAAGCAUGAUUGCGGGCCCUGCUAUGCGUCAACGUGGUGCGUACAUGUACGGCCGUGGGCUCGAGCGAGGGCCAAAAGGCCAUAUUGGGACCGGACUGGGAAUGGCCUCCAGCACGGGAACCACCUCGCUGAUACCGCCAAAUCUGCUUAUCAAGGAGACCGGCGAGGAGCAUGUUAUCGACGGCGUGCGAAUGGUAUUCCAAAUGGUACCAGGAACUGAAGCUCCGGCCGAAAUCAACUUCUUCUUCCCAGACUUCAAGGCUCUAUGCAUCCCGGAAACAGCAACUAACUGCAUGCAUAACAUCGUGACCCUCAGAGGCGCGCAAGUUCGCGAUGCAAAGGCUUGGUCUCGAUAUCUAGACGAGGCAAUUGUCAUGUUCGGAUACGGCUCCGACGUCGUAUUUGGCAGUCAUAACUGGCCAACCUUUGGACAGAAGGAACUCAUCGUCCGUCUUUCUCAGCAAAGGGAUAUGUACGGGUACUUACAUGACCAAACGGUGCGGCUGAUGAACACCGGCCUAACCGGCAUCGAGAUCGCCGAGAAGCUUGUCCUUCCUCCCAACAUAUCCAAGGCAUGGCAUUGCCGGGGCUUCUACGGAUCUCUGUCCCACAACGUAAAGGGUAUUUAUCAGAGGUACAUGACCUGGUUUGACGGCGAUCCAUCUCACCUGUGGCAAUACCCACCAAAAGAAGAGGGUGCGCGGUACAUCGACUGCCUCGGUGGCCUGGAUGCACUCUGCGACAAAGCGGAAGGAUAUAUCAAAGCCGGAGACUCUCGUUUCGCAGCGACCCUUCUCGGCCACGCGAAGGCGGCACACCCAUCGUAUGAAAGAUCGAGAUUGUUGCUCGCCACAGCCUACGAGAACCUCGGGUACGGCUCUGAGAAUGCGACUUGGAGAAACUUCUACCUCGUUGCGGCAAAGGAACUCCGAACCGGAAAGGGACCUGGCUUGCUAGGUGGCGGGCGUACGCCGUUGGGGGCGAGUCUGACGGUCGAACAGUGGUUCGACAUCCUCUCAGUACAGAUUGACGGAGAAAAGGCGGCAGCACAGGAUCUCGAAUUCACGAUUGACUUCGACAUUGUGGAUAUUGAAGAGAAGUGGAGGUUGAUAGUCAGCAACGGGGUUCUAGUGUAUCGCGAUGUGAACAAGCACUCCAACAACUCGCGGGAGGAGGCAGAUCUGGUGAUAGGCCUCAAGAAGAUUGAACUUCUGGAUGUCUUAAGAGGGAAUGAUGUUCAGUUUGUGGUAGUUGAGGGAAACGUCGAAGCGCUGCGACUGCUUGUCAGUCUGAUUAUCGUAGCUGAAGGUGAUAAGCGGGGCCCAAGUCAAAUCUAA